Molecule: messenger RNA, 1706 nt
Organism: Hyposmocoma kahamanoa
Lineage: Eukaryota; Metazoa; Arthropoda; Insecta; Lepidoptera; Cosmopterigidae
Exons: 8
Coding region: 906-1604 (232 amino acids)
Source: RefSeq, a predicted model, not a curated record
ACAGCCAGAAAACAAACGCAAAAUUUACACGGAUUUUAUCAAGAAUCAGUCCCUGAUUUUAUCAACAAUCAUUUGUUCGAUAUGCGUUUCCUCCUGUUGCAGAAUAAACGACAAUGCCUAGCAACACGAAUGUCGGUGGCAAUGAUGGUGUGUACAAAGCUAUUGGAGUAACGGCUGCCGUGGGGGCUAUCGCAUUUGUUUACUGGUUCAUGAGAAAAGGCAAAAGUAAAGAGAAGCCGUGCUCGGCAUGCAUUCGGCGAGAUAGGUUGAAGUUUCCAGAGGAUCCACCACCAGAAGACUAAACGAACCAUAAGCGAGUACAUAAUCUAGUAUGUCGAACGAAUUUAUGCCAAUAGAAAAUCUUUUCCGAAUCCUUUUGGAGACGGUAAGAGUUGCGGAUUGCUUCAGGCAUAGAAAAGGGAGAAAGUUCAUGACAAAAUUUUCAUCUUUGUUUGGAAGAACGUCAAAAUUACACGACUAAACUUCGACUGAUAGGUUUGGCCGUGGUAGCCAUGUUUGACAUAUCAUCCAUAUAAUGGGCAUCUGUCAGAACCAAACCUUUUAACUGUAACCUCGCGUGCCCAUUUUGUAAGAACGUGUAGUUGACCAUAACUGAAAUUCGCCGCCAAACAUGAUGGUCUUAUAUACGCAAGCUAACAUAAGCAGCAAACCAGAUAAGAAAAAACUAGCUGUCAACAUGAUUAAGCAAUGAAAGAUGACGUCAAAAUCUGAAUCUGGAAAACCGUAGUGAUUAUUCCUUUAAUUGAGGAUUUAAACACAAAUAACAUGACAAAAUAAAGGAAAUUUUCAGUGCACCUUUACGUAAUCUCUUCAGCUAAUAAAAUUGACAGGAAUGGGCCUGUAGAGAAUUGCCAUAAAUAUCUGACGGGCCACAAGAUCACAACAUGUGCGACUGCGCUGUAAAAACUCAAAAACUAGCCGGUGAAGACUGCACCUGCAUCUCUACAAAUGCUGCAAAAGGAUAUCUAGGAGAAAAUGUGACACGUGAGGAAGAUGAAGAGACGAUCCGUCGAAAAAUAGAGCAAAGGCAGAUGCGAAAAGAGAAGAGAUUAGAACGAGAUAUAAGAAGACAUGAAGCAAGGACAUUGUUGAGAACUGAAAUAGCAGAGAGAGUCGCGCGUGGUGAAUCUGUGACUGUAGUUCUCGAAAAUGUUGGAGUUAGUCUUAAGAACGAGGUUAUAGUUGCCGCGAAAGUGACACAGAAAGAAAGAAAAAAAAGAACGCAAGUGACAGCUGCUAAAGAGGCAUUGAGAGAGAAAAUAAAGACAGAACAAAAAGAAAAAAAAGAACGUGAAGAGGCCGCGGCAUUAGCCGCGUCACGCGGCCCCGAAUACUAUCUACCAUUAAUAGGAAGCGCCUUGCUGUUUAUCGGGAUAAGUACUUAUUUGUACACAUUCUUUAACAUGACUUGUGUUAUUAAAAUGAAAGCGAAGGCGAUUUCAAAGUACAUUACGACAGCGUUUUGCAAUGAGAUGGAAAGACGUAAACCCAAACCUGCGUACAAAUGUAGGUUACCGGAUCGUCCUCAUGUUUUUGUUACGAAGAAAAACGGAGAGUGGUCUGUGGAUGAAAUAGAAGAAUAGAAAAUAUUUCAAAUGGAUUCUUGAUUGUCACAUUCAUUUUGGGAACAGGAUGAUUUUUGAUAAUAGUGCAUUUCGAAACAGCUCAACAGAAUAUAUAAUAUU